Molecule: messenger RNA, 2541 nt
Organism: Thyridium curvatum
Lineage: Eukaryota; Fungi; Ascomycota; Sordariomycetes; Thyridiales; Thyridiaceae
Exons: 1
Coding region: 1-2541 (846 amino acids)
Cellular component (GO): mitochondrion
Molecular function (GO): protein binding; oxidoreductase activity
Source: RefSeq, a predicted model, not a curated record
AUGGCCUCUACCUCGCGUGUUGUCAUCAUCGGGGCUGGCAUCGUUGGCACCAACAUCGCUGACGAGCUGGUCUCGCGAGGAUGGAAGGACAUCACAGUCGUUGAACAAGGCCCUCUGCACAUGCCUGGAGGAUCCACGUCACAUGCUCCUGGUCUAGUCUUCCAGACGAACGGCUCGAAGACUAUGAGCCUGUUCGCUCGUUACACUGUGGAGAAGCUACUCUCUUUGGAGAAGGACGGAGAGAGCUGCUUCAACCAGGUCGGCGGAUUGGAAGUGGCCACGACACCCGCAAGACUCGAGGAGAUCAAGCGGAAGCUUGGCUAUGCCCAGUCUUGGGGGGUUGAUGCCCGCCUCGUCGACACCAGCGAGUGUCGCAAGCUGUACCCGCAUCUGAACACCGAGUUGGUGCUUGGUGGCCUCCAUAUUCCCACCGAUGGUCUGGCGUUGGCUGCCCGCGCAGUGCAGCUUCUGAUUGACCGAACAAAAGAAGCCGGAGUGCGCUAUAUUGAAAACACCGCCGUCACCGGCAUCGAAAAGGCUGACGGGCGUGUCACGGGAGUUGUGACUCCGGACAACACCAUACCAGCUGAUAUCGUCAUUUCCUGCGCGGGAUUCUGGGGAGUUGAGAUUGGGAAGAUGAUAGGCCUACCUGUGCCGCUGCUUCCCAUGGCACACCAGUAUGUCAAGACCACAGCCAUACCGUACACCAAUGGCGUCACUGCCCCAGAGCAAAACGGCUCGGCCGAUGUCGCCGACUCGCCUCCACACCAACCCGUCAAGCCAAACUCGGCGAAAUUGCCAAUCCUGCGAUAUCAAGAUCAGGAUCUCUACUAUCGCGAACACGGUGAUCAGUACGGCAUCGGUUACUAUGGCCACCGCCCCAUACCCGUGGAUGCCGCUUUGCUGGGCAGGACCCCACAAGAUGUCACCGAGCACAGCAUGCCUUCCCGACUGGAGUUUACCCUCGACGAUUUUGAGCCGGCAUGGAAACUCUCUCAAGAGCUCCUUCCAGUCCUGAAGAAUACGGAAAUUGACGACGGAUUCAAUGGCAUCUUUUCAUUCACCCCAGACGGUGGCCCACUCGUGGGUCAGGCACCCAACCUUGACGGCUUCUACGUAGCAGAGGCAGUGUGGGUGACGCAUUCUGCCGGCGUGGCUCGCGCAGUGGCGGAGCUUCUCACCAGCGGCAAGUCCACCGUCGACCUGGCCGAGUGCGACAUCUCAAGGUUCGAGCAGGUCCAGCUCUCGCCAGAAUAUGUGCUGGAAACUUCCUCCCAGAACUUUGUAGAAAUCUACGACAUUCUACAUCCACUGCAGCCACGCGACUCUCCCCGCAACUUGCGUGUGUCCCCAUUCUUCAUGCGUCAACAGCAGCUCGGCGCGUUCUUCCUCGAGGGGGGUGCUUGGGAGAGGCCGUAUUGGUUUGAAGAGAACGCAAAACUGCUAAAAGACCUUCCUGAGGAGUGGCAGCCUGUGGAGCGCGAUGCGUGGUCGAAUCGGUACUAUUCGCCCAUCGCUGCUGCUGAGGCCUGGAAAACCCGUACCGCGGUGGCAAUGUACGAUAUGACGCCACUGCGCCGUCUCGAGAUAUCAGGCCCGGGCGCGGUCGACCUCCUCCAGCGACUCACCACCGGCAACGUCUCAAGGAAACCCGGUGCCGUCACAUACACACUACUGCUCGAUGGGCAAGGCGGCGUGCGCAGUGACAUUACCGUGGCCAGGAUUGAGCAGGAUCUAUUCCAGGUCGGCGUGAACGGCCCUGUCGACACUGCCUACUUCACACGAGAAGCUCGUCUGCAAAGUAAAGAGUCGCCAGAAAAACAAGCACGAGUUCGGGAUAUUACGGGGUCGACAUGCUGCAUCGGUCUCUGGGGCCCGCUGGCUCCGGAAGUUAUGAAAGCUGUCACCACCGAGGACUUUUCCAACAAGGGCCUGACAUACUUCCGUACCAAGAGAGCGACGAUCUGCGGCGUCCCAGUCACCGUCAUGAGACUGUCGUAUGUCGGCGAGCGCGGUUGGGAAAUCUACGCGAGCGCCGAGAAUGGUCUUCGUUUGUGGGACGCUCUCUGGAAGGCUGGCGAGCCGCACGGCGUCAUCGCAGGAGGACGGACCGCAUUCAACUCGUUGAGACUGGAGAAGGGCUUCCGGUCCUGGGGUGCCGAUAUGACCACCGAGCAUGAUCCUUUCGAAUCCGGUCUCGACUUUGCUGUCAAGCUUGAGAAGCCUGAUUUCGUCGGCAAGGCAGCUCUGGCAGGACGCUCCCGCGACAAUGCCAGCAAGAAGCUCCGCUGCCUCACUGUGGAUGACGGCAAGUCUGUCGUUCUCGGGAAGGAGCCAGUGUUUGUGUCAGGCCGCGCAGAAGGCUACGUAACAAGCGCAGCUUUUGGGUACACGGUCAGAAAGCCGGUCGCGUAUGCCUACCUUCCGAGCACCGUGAAUGAAGGUGAUGCCGUGGAAAUUGAGUACUUUGGAAAGCGAAUUCAGGCGACUGUAACCCCUGAACCACUUUAUGAUCCUUCAAUGAGUCGUCUCCGCGGUUGA